Molecule: messenger RNA, 1768 nt
Organism: Saprolegnia parasitica CBS 223.65
Lineage: Eukaryota; Oomycota; Saprolegniomycetes; Saprolegniales; Saprolegniaceae
Exons: 8
Coding region: 1-1725 (574 amino acids)
Biological process (GO): proton motive force-driven ATP synthesis
Molecular function (GO): ATP binding; ADP binding; proton-transporting ATP synthase activity, rotational mechanism
Source: RefSeq, a predicted model, not a curated record
AUGCUACGCAAGGCUGUGACACUGUCCGUCGGCGCCAUGGCGCGCCGGGCGACACGCUCGCCGGCGCUCCGCGCGUUCUCGACAUCCUCGUCCUAUGGCUACACCCAGGCGGAGGAGGACGCGCUCCUCAAGAUCGCUCGCAGCUCGCUCGAAGAGAAGUCGGCCGUCGAGAUCCAGCUCGAAGAGGCCAUCAUGCGCGAAGGCGACGAGCUCGCCGAGUCGGGCCUCCUCUUGGCGCUGACCCAAGGCGUCGGCGUUGUCUCGGGCCUCAAGCACGCCUCGCUCAACUCGACGGUCCACAUCUUUGACGAAGAUGGCCAGUUGGUCGGGCAAGGGAUCGUUCUCGACUUGGCCAAGAAGCGCGCGCGCAUUGCUGUCUUUGGCGACGCGAGCCAGCUCUCGCUCGGCAUGCACGUGGAGCUCGCCGACAACAACCUCCGCAUUCCCGUGGGCGAUGGGCUCCUCGGCCGCGUCAUCGACCCGCUCGGCAAGGCCAUGGACAACAAGGGACCCGUCGACGACGCGGUCAAGCAUCCGUGCAUGCGCGCUGCGAUCCCGACCAUGAUGGAGCGCGGGCUUCUCAAGCACCCGUGGGAGACGGGCAUCCAUGUCAUCGACUGCCUCCACCCGCUUGCCUUUGGCCAACGCUUUGCGGUGCUCGGGCCUCGCGGCAGCGGCAAGACGCGGCUUGCGAUCGAUAUGAUUGCCCAGCAAAUCAAGAAACACGCCACGAACCUCUCGGAGAUGCCCCGCUUCGUGUACGUGGCCGUCGGAAAGAGCCCGGCGCGCGUCAACCAGAUCGUGCAGCUCCUCAACGACCUCGACGCGCUCCAGUACACGACGCUUGUCGCUGCGGACGACCGCCAGCCGCUCAUCAUGCAGUACCUCGCGCCGUUCGCCGGCUGCACGAUCGCCGAAAGCUGGCUCCGCGACGGCCAGAAGGCCAUUGUGCUCUACGAUGACCUCUCGGCCCACACGAUGGUGGUCGAAAGCCUCAUCCAGGCCAUCAAGCUGCCCAAAGCGGCGCGCACGAGCUUCAGCGGCCACGCCAAUUUGAUGGAGCGCUCGACGCAGUUCUCGGCCAAGCGCGGCGACACAUCGCUCUCGACGAUCGUGCUGGCCGACACGCCGGGCAAAGAAGAUGUCGCGAGCGCCUUCCAAGAGGCGCUCUUGUCCAUGGUCGACGACCACGUGUCACUCGACUCGGGCCUCAACCUCCGUCGCGUGUACCCGCCGAUCGACUGCUUGGCGCCCGGCGCGUCGGUCCGAGGCCCACCGUUCCAGAAGGCGGCGCUGUGGAAGUGCAUGCAGCACAUCCGCGCGACCAUCAUUGACGGCCACGUCGUGCACGGCAACGUAACGAUGGCCAAAGGCUUUGGCCUCGAAACCGAGCCCGAGGACCAAGACGUCCUCGACUCGCGCGAGCUCGUGCAGCAGUUUUUCAACCAACGCCCGUUCCAACGCGAAGACGACACGGCGAUCGUCGUCGGCGCGUUCAUCAUUGCCAACCAGUUCAUCUUGCGGCUGCCCAACCCGGUGCCGGUGUGGGACGUUGUCCGACAUGUGAUGGCGACGCUGGAAGCCGACGAGCCAUCGCUUGUGCAGCAGCUGCGCGACCACCCGGGCCACGAGAUGUGGUCGGAAGACCUCGAGACGCGCCUCCACGAUGUGGUUUCGACUGCGAUCCAGGCCAAGUUUGGUGGUCGCCGGACGUACACCAAGUAGAGAUAAAUUUGUCGCUAAUGAAAACCGGUAGAGUUUGUGCAGA